AUGCACGAGAUCGUCACCCUCCAGUUCGGUUCACAAAGCAACCAUCUCGGCACUCAUUUUUGGAAUGCUCAGGAAUCGUACUUCACCUACCCACCUGAGCCCGAAUCAGCUGUCAACCAUGACAUUCACUUCCGAGCUGGAACUGCUCCGGAUGGCUCCGACACAUUCACACCAAGGGCUCUCAUCUACGACCUCAAGAAUGCUUUUGGGAGUAUGAGGAAGACUAACGCUUUGUAUGAAGCUGAAGAUGACAGAAACAUACUAGAUCAGACUGGAGUAUGGCCAUCGAAACCUGUCGUGCAGAGAGCUCAGCCAAUCCCACAGUCUGCCUAUCAACAGCAUCUCGAUGCAGGUUUAGAGCCACCGCAACUGAGCACAUCGACUGUCAAAUAUUGGUCCGACUAUAGCCGAGUCUACUACCACCCCAAGUCAAUCGUCCAACUCUCCGAAUUCGACGUGAACGACAAGCUCAUGCCCUUCGAGAACUGGGAUGUCGGGAUGGAGCUCUUCGAAAAACUUGAAAGAGAAGUGGACCUAAUGGACCGAGAUCUCAGGCCUUUUGUCGAAGAGUGCGACGGUCUCCAGGGCUUGCAAAUUAUGACUGGCGUUGAUGACGCAUGGGGCGGAUGGGCAUCAGGUUGGAUCGAGCGCUUGAGAGAUGAGUAUGGAAAGCUUAGCAUCUGGACAUGGGGCCUGGGCGACCAAGGUGCAAACACAACGAACAAGCGUCUGCAACAGAUUGUCAAUUCAUCGAAAUCACUGCAACCCCUCGCUGAACAGUCUUCAGUAUACAUACCAGUGUCUAACCGUCCGGCUAAGAUUCCGAACUACCUUUCCCUUGACGCAACAUCAGCAUGGCACGUGAGUGCCCUACAGGCUGUGGGUGUGGAAAGCAUGACACUAUCAUCUCGGUUGAGAAACUCAAAUGGAAGAGACGGAACCCUGCAAGACAUCGAGGAUACCAUCAACAGCACCGGGAGGCGAAGGAUAGCCAAAUUCGAGCUGAGCAUCGCCGACCCAGAUGCCCUGUCUGAGAAAACCGAUCAGAUGGCCCGAGCUGAAAAAGCUGGACAAUUGAGCGCAAGACGCACAAACGAGAGUGAGACCCAGUUGUGCAGCUUCGACAUUGACACAUUCUCCAAAGACUACAGGCUCGCCUCCGGCAAAGUCAGCAAGAAAGAACACGUAUUCGCACGAGCUGAAGCAUGUCGCGGACCAUGGAGCUUGUCAGACGAUGCAGGCCGCAAUCCCCGAGACAGGUAUGGUGAUGGACCUGGCGUUCAAAGAUACACGGCAGCCUUACUGUUUCCGGUACUUGACAGCUUCCCAUCUAUUUUUGAAAUGGGGUCCGGUCAUACUGGGAAACUUGCUGUCCACGCUGGGCUCACUACAAGCACAGCUGUCGCGGAGCAAGUGCGAGCAAUCGAGAAAAUCGUGAAGCGACUGGUGACGGUUGACGAAAGGGAGGCGCUUUGCAACGGUCUGCAAGCCAUCGCUGAGGAGUACGAUGAAGGGUGGGACGGCGACUUCACCGACAGUGAUGACGAUGAUUAA
This is a messenger RNA of Ascochyta rabiei, 1554 nucleotides long. RefSeq names its product mtDNA inheritance, partitioning of the mitochondrial organelle. The coding region runs from base 1 to 1554 and encodes 517 amino acids. Gene Ontology annotation, cellular component: cytoplasm. The record is from RefSeq and is a predicted model, not a curated record. Gene Ontology annotation, biological process: mitochondrion distribution. The transcript has 4 exons. Lineage: Eukaryota; Fungi; Ascomycota; Dothideomycetes; Pleosporales; Didymellaceae.